Molecule: messenger RNA, 1281 nt
Organism: Octodon degus (degu)
Lineage: Eukaryota; Metazoa; Chordata; Mammalia; Rodentia; Octodontidae
Product: isocitrate dehydrogenase [NAD] subunit gamma, mitochondrial-like
Exons: 1
Coding region: 39-1205 (388 amino acids)
Biological process (GO): isocitrate metabolic process; tricarboxylic acid cycle
Cellular component (GO): mitochondrion
Source: RefSeq, a predicted model, not a curated record
AUCUUUACACUUGAGAUUUUGAAUCAGUCUCAGUAAUCAUGGCAUUGAAGAUGCUGGCCAGAACCAGUAAAUCUAUGAAGGCCAUUUUCCACCCUCCCAUUCUUGGCCAUUCAUGGGAAACUUUCCUUGGCUGUCCUGCCACUUCAUUGAGGGGUACCCAUCUGUAUCACAAAAUUCCUCCACCAGCCAAGUAUGGUGGACGGCACACAGUGACCUUGAUUCCUGGAGAUGACAUAGGGCCUGAGCUUAUGGUGCAUGUCAAGACUGUGUUCCAGUGCGCAUGUGUGCCUGUGGACUUUGAGGAGGUGCGGGUGACCACCACGUCCACUGAAGCGGAAAUUCACAAUGCCAUUAUGGCGGUCCAACGGAACUCUGUGGCUCUAAAGGGCAGCAUUAAAACUGACCACACCAAGCCACCUUCUCACAAAUCCUAUAACAACAUGUUGCGCACCACCCUGGAUCUCUAUGCCAGUGUUACCCACUUUAAGAACCUGCCAAAUGUGGACACUCGCCACCAGGACAUAGACAUCGUGGUUGUUCGGGAGAACACGGAGGGUGAGUACAGCAAUCUAGAGCACGAAAGCGUGAAAGGAGUGAUAGAGAGCCUGAAGAUCAUUACAAGGGCUAAGUCUUUGCGCAUUGCCGAAUAUGCUUUCCAGUUGGCCCAGAAAAUGGGACGUAAAAAAGUGACAGCUGUGCACAAGGCCAAUAUCAUGAAACUAGGCGAUGGACUCUUUCUCCAGUGCUGUCGCGAGGUGGCAUCCCGCUAUCCUCAGAUCACCCUGGAGAGCAUGAUCGUGGACAAUGCUACGAUGCAGCUGGUGUCCUGGCCGCAGCAGUUUGAUGUCAUGUUGAUGCCCAAUCUUUACGGCAACAUCGUCACCAGUAUCUGCACAGGGUUGGUUGGGGGCUCGGGCCUCGUACCUGCAGCCAACUAUGGCUGCUUAUAUGCGGUGUUUGAGACAGCCUCAAGGCAAUUAAACAGGAAUCCUAUGGAAAGGAACAUUGCCAAUCCUAUUGCCAUGCUGCUAGCGAGUUGCAUUAUGCUAGAUUACCUCAAACUGCACUCCUAUGCCACCAUGAUCCGUAAUGCAGUCUUGGCAUCCUUAGGUAAUAAAAAUAUUCAAACGCCAGACAUUGGAGGCCAAGGUACCACGGUAGAAAUAAUUCAGUAUAUUAUGGAUCACAUCCAAAAUGCCAGUUAAAUGAUCAGCACCUCAGAAGCCACUAAUACCCUAAGUUCUUUGUGUCCUGUUCAUUCCCUGCCCAUCCUCAAAAAGC